AUGCCCUCUGCACUCUCCUCCCUCACAGAAGCACACCUAGCCGAGCUCAGCAGGCUCAGCCACGCCUACGUGCUCCUUUUGAAGAUACGCGCUCGUUUAUACGACGCAUACACGUCCCGCCACGCCGCAAGUAUUUCUGUCCUCCGUGAACUGAUCGGAACAGCGGAAUUUCCGGUGGCGCUGAUGGAGUCGAUGUUUACACGGCAGCAGCUUGCGGAGGCUGCUGAGGCGCUGCUAGCGAGGUCUGAGGGUUUGAGUGAGGAUAUUGAUAUCUGUGAGCAGUUUUUGGAGGGGGAUAAAGAGGCAGAGCAGAGGGUCUUAGUGUUGAGUAGGUGGAGGUGUGCGAUGUUGGAGGUUGCGGUUGCGGAAUUGGAUGAGUAA
This is a messenger RNA of Morchella importuna, 381 nucleotides long. RefSeq lists its product as uncharacterized. The record is from RefSeq and is a predicted model, not a curated record. The transcript has a single exon. Bases 1 to 381 code for a protein of 126 amino acids. Lineage: Eukaryota; Fungi; Ascomycota; Pezizomycetes; Pezizales; Morchellaceae.